Molecule: messenger RNA, 975 nt
Organism: Mizuhopecten yessoensis (Yesso scallop)
Lineage: Eukaryota; Metazoa; Mollusca; Bivalvia; Pectinida; Pectinidae
Exons: 3
Coding region: 1-975 (324 amino acids)
Source: RefSeq, a predicted model, not a curated record
AUGGAAUCAAAUGAUGAGGACGUGUUUUUAACUCAGAGCACAUUUUCAAGUGCAAGUUUACCAGACUCUGAAUAUGACACUGAUAAUGCUAUACAAGACAUCUUAGGUAUGAGAGAGGAUAAAGAAAACAUGCCUAACUAUUCACCACAUUACUCGGAUAUCAGCGAUGAUGACAGUUUGAUACAGACAGCAGAAAAAGCAGAGGAACGUGAUGUUUUGGAAUUGUGGCCGAAUCGCUUCAACCUACCCAAGACUGAUACAGAAAUUUCAGAAUUACAGUCAAGAAGACUAGCUGCCUCUACCAUGAGCAAAGUAAAAUGGGCUGUAAACACGUUUAAGGAAUGGCAAGAUAACAGGAAUAGAAUUGCUAAGAACAUGGAUAUCAGUCCUAUACUGGUCAACCUGGAAGAAAUGACAAAGGACGAGCUGAACUUUUCCAUUUCCAAGGUGGAUGGAUCUGAUUAUCCAUCAGAAACCAUGUACAGUUUCGUCAUUUGCAUUCAAUUAUAUCUAGAUACUCUAGAUAAGAGAUACAAAUUUCUCACAGAUGAAGGAUUCCUUCAAAUCAGGAAUACUCUGGAUAACAUUAUGAAAGAAAAAUCAAAGAAUAAUGUUGGUGGUCCGAAAAAACAAGCUCUCCCUAUUUCUGAAGAGGAGGAGGAUGUAAUGUGGUCCAAACAUGUGCUUGGUGAUGAUACUCCAGAAAAAUUAAUCAACACAAUGGUCUACCUGAUUGGGCUAAAUUUUGCUUUACGUGGUGGCCAGGAACACCGAAAUUUAAGGAGAGGAGAUCGUUCCCAGUUUUGUGUGGGUGAAAAUGAGCAAGGCAGAUAUCUUGCCUAUACGGAGGAUAUUUCUAAAAACAAUCAGGGUGGAUUAAAACACAGGAAAGUGUCCAAUAAGUGUCUCAAACACAAACAAAAAACUAUUGACAAAGGUAAUCCAGGACAAAAGACUGUUGACUGUGAUCUUUAG